GGUCGCGAUGCAAUGGCUUUAAAUUUGGCGCAUCUGCGUCAGAUUGCACCACUCUCACGAUGAACGGCUGCUAUAACACAAUAAAAUACACGGGCCUGGUCUCCAAUCUACUCUAUAUGCUACUGGGCAUAGGAGUGAUGGCUGGAGCGGGACUAGGACUGCAGAUGGCUGAGCCCAACACGCCGGAGCACACGUAUUUUGUCAAGAGUUUGGUAUUGGGUGGCACCAUUUGUAUGAUCGUGAUCUUCGGAUGCUAUGGCAUGGUCGCCAACUUGCUUUGCGUCAAUCUGAUUUUCACCAUGUUCAUACUGAUUGCCCUGGCAGCGGAGUACCUUCAGCUGCACCACUAUCACAGUCCGACCCUCAGGAGCUCUGGUGGCGCCUGGCAGCAGCUGGAACUGGCUUGGCAUAAUCUGGACAGCGAACCCGAGCGUAUGCAUCAGUACGAGGUCUCCCAUCACUGCUGCGGCUACAACGGUGCCGACGAUUACAAGCGCCUGCAUCUGCUGGUGCCAGCGAGUUGUUAUCAAGCCACUGUUAAUGACACCGCCCAGCAGAUCUAUCCAAGCAGCUGUCUAGAGACGCUGAACCGCAGUCAGCGGUACAUCCAGCAGCGCGAUAAGCUCUACAUGUGGGCCAUCGUUGGCCUUGAGAUCUUCAUACUGCUGCAAACUGUGGCGUUGAGUGUGCUGCUCUUCAGGCUGCGACAGCGACACCGCAUCGCACGAAGACAGGUCCGCCUCUCGAGCGCACUUACUCCACGACGCCUGACUUAA
Messenger RNA from Drosophila santomea, 776 nucleotides. Its product is annotated as protein late bloomer. Bases 60 to 776 code for a protein of 238 amino acids. The transcript is spliced from 4 exons. The record is from RefSeq and is a predicted model, not a curated record. Lineage: Eukaryota; Metazoa; Arthropoda; Insecta; Diptera; Drosophilidae. Gene Ontology annotation, cellular component: membrane.